AUGUUUGUCCGUUCAAUGGCCGCCAUGGCCGCUGUCGCGUCAACUGCCUUCGCGGUCGCUUCUAUCAGCGACGAUGAGAUGACUAGCUACUUGAAUGACGGUGCCGUUGACCUCGCGGUCAACUAUGCGCCAUUGUGGUUUUUUGGCCAGGCCAUGGACCAGCCUCCUUGCUACCCAGUCUGGGCAUUUGGCGGAAAUGUUUCGACUCCAGAUGUCUAUGACUCGGAUCAUAAGACUCCACCGGCGGCGCAAUGCGAGUAUCCGGAUGUUGGUUGUGGCUGCCGUCUGCCCGAUGUGCCUAUUGGAAACGCUGGCCCGGAAUUCCCUAUCUACUACACUUUCAGCCAGUGCAACUCGAGUGAAGUCCGGGUGGCCUACAAUUUGUUCUAUCAAAAGGAUGGGGCCAAGGUUGUUGACCUUAUCGACACCGGCCACGACUAUGACUGGGAGCGUGUGGUUAUUAUCCACACCAAGGACUCGGACAACAACUCCUGGGCUCCAAGCCGAGCGCUCCUUUCUGCCCACAGUGGCUACCACAGCAUCGCUUGGGGGGAUAUCCAGAACACAUUGACCACUGACGAGAUCAAUGCUGGCGACGCAAUCGACCCCAACGGUGUCCAGAACAACGAUCACCCCAAGGUCUACGUUUCAUGGUCCAAACAUGCCAACUUUGACACUCGCAACACUGGCUUCAAUGAUCCCGCAAGUCAGUCGCUCGACGACGCUUUCCGCAGUCAAGACUGGUGGCACUUUGUCGAUUCAAAGUACUAUAUUCUCUCUGACAACUCGACGGACGCUGGCCAGGCUCUGGGCUCGGCCGACUGGGGCUCUGCGACCAGCAACCCCCCCUCAGUGCAGGCUUCUCUUUGCACGCAGAACGGUCCGAUGAGAAAUGCUACCACUCGUGUCAUUUCAACUUGGUCAUCACCAGCCAUGGCUACGAUGACGACGACCGCAACGGCCAUUGAGCUUCAGCCCCCCGCGGGCAAUGUCGCGAGAACUACCGCUGCAUCGACCGGCAGCCAGGUUCCGCUCCGCGCUGCCGAGGAAGAUGACGAUGUCAUGCAGGCGUCCUUUGCUGCAGACUCGGAAGUUCCCGACGGUGGAUAUGGGUGGGUUGUCAUUUUUGCAUGUGCGAUGCUCACCUUCUGGUUUGUGGGCACGACCUACUGCUGGGGCGUGUUCCAGGCCGUGCUUGUCCAGCAAGGAGUCUCCUCGGCGUCGACCUUGGCGUUUGUGGGCUCGCUGACUACGGCUUGCAUCUCCUUUUUGGCCAUGUUGAACGCCCGAGUGAUCCGAAAAUUGGGCACGAGAUUGAGUGGGAUCCUGGGAAUUUCUCUGUUCGGGCUGGGCGAAAUCUUGGCUGGGUUUACCACCAAGAAUGUGGCCGGGCUAUUUGUGGCCAUUGGAUUGGUAAUGGGACUGGGAACUAGUCUACUAUUCAUGGUUGUUUCCGUUACACCCGCACAGUACUUCAAAUCCAAAAGAGGAAUUGCCAACGGAAUUGUUUAUGCAGGUGGUGGGCUUGGUGGCGCCAUUAUCAGUUUCGUGACCAAUGGCCUUUUGGAGGCCCUCGGUGUGGCGUGGACAUUCCGAGUUUUGGGAUUCAUCACUUUGGUGACUGGGCUGCCUGCAGCAUAUCUCAUCCAGGAGCGUGUUCCGAUUCGACCGAGCUCGUUUGUCGAGUGGCGCCUCUUCCGCGACUAUCGAUUCGUCCUAAUCUUCCUGGGAGGUGGCCUCGCUACCUUUCCGCUCUUUGUGCCCCCUUUCUUCCUGCCUCUCUAUACAGACUCGCUGAAUAUGACUUCGAGCGUGGGCGCCGGGUUGGUGGCCGCUUUUAACUUCUCAUCGGCAGUGGGACGUCUGCUUUGCGGCUUUAGCUCUGACAAGAUCGGACCUCUGAACACCGUUUUCUCCUCUCUCUUGCUGAGUGCCCUGAGCAUGCUGGUGCUGUGGCCGGUCUCCAACUCGUUGGGCCCGUUGGUAGCCUUUGUGAUUAUCAACGGGAUGGCCAAUGGUGGUUUCUUUGCUACUAUGCCGACGGUGGUGGGCAAUGUAUUUGGCUCUGCAAGGGUCUCUGUUGCCAUGGGCAUGGUGGUAACCGGCUGGGGUGGCGGCUAUCUUUUGGCAGCCAUCCAAAACUACAUCAACCACACCCUCGUUACACCCGCUUGUCAUAGCGCAAAACUCCCCGCCGACAUGGACGCUGUACGAGGAAAGUACCACGAGCUCAGCUCCUUGAUCCUCGGCUAUUUCAUGUCAUGGAGCAAGACAGCCUUCCGACGCCUCCACAAAAUCCAUAAAAAAAUACCUUUUGUCCGCGAAGUCCAAUUCAAUUUCAUCUCCUUACACUACUCCUAUCUCAUUCUCUGGGCUAUCAUCGGCUCUGUUGUCGUCUAUGCCGGCAGCGGCAUACCGUACAUCGACGCCUUGUUCUUUGCCGCCGGCGCCGCUACCCAGAGCGGGCUCAACACCAUUGACCUUAAUCUCGUACCAACAUAUGCACAGAUUUUUCUCUAUAUUAUCACCAUGUCGACCAAUCCGAUUGUGAUCCACUCGUUUGUCGUCUUCGUCCGCUUGUACUGGUUCGAAAAGCGCUUUGAAAAUAUCGUGAAGGAUGCCCGUGCGUUGCGCCGAACGAAGUCUCGAACCUUCACUACCGGCAACGACCACCACGAUACUGGAAUGGAAGAGCAAGGCAUUCGUGGCCAGUCUAUUGUCGUUCUUCGCAACGAGGCUGGAGAAGCCCGCGAUGUGGUGCAGGACGUUCCCAAAGUCGAAGCCGAGGCUAGUUCCGAGGCCGGCUCUUCCAAUGAACCGGGCGACACUCGACGGACAUCCGAGGCGUCGCAGGAACAGACCACCGAUCCACCCUUCACUGGCGUCGAAGCCUUGCGUCUUCCCACCCAGCGAAGUCCCGAGCAUCACAUUGCUUUUCUAGAGCAUCAGCGCACAGACAAAGGCACUUUGCGCAUUCCUAGUCCUCGCGAGUAUGAUCGGGGAGGCGUGCCGCAAGCUUUAGAUGAUGUCCUUGAGGGCCCAUACAGUCCCAAGACUCAACCUGUCGAUGAUGAGACACAGGAUACGACAAAUGAGGACACGGCGAACGACGUUGGAAACCACAUCACUAUCAACGAGCCUGAUAUUAUGCGUUUCCGGACUCGUACGGGUACAUUUCCUCGUUUUGAUUCUCGCCGGACUGUCCCACGUGACGAGGGAGAGGAGCCAGCGAACCUUACCAAGACUCGUACUCGACGGAGUACCUUUACCGGUCUUUUCAGGUCGCUGACCCAAGAACAAGAGAAAGAAACGAUGCCAUAUUUGAGUUGGAAUGCAACUAUCGGUCGCAAUUCUGCCUUUGUCGCUUUGACCGAAGAACAACGCGAAGAACUCGGAGGUAUCGAAUAUCGCGCUCUCAAGACUUUGGCAAUUGUGCUAGUUGGCUUUUUCUUCGGCUUUCACAUCUUGGGAAUUAUUUGUCUGGUCCCAUGGAUUAUGCACACCGAGCCCUACUCGUCCGUAGUCACGGCUGCCGGACAAGGUCGUCCGUGGUGGGGAGUCUUCACCUCCAUGUCGUCCUUCAACGAUCUCGGAUUUAGUUUGGUACCCGAUUCUAUGAAUUCAUUCAGCCAUGCCAUUUUCCCGCUCCUCCUGAUGGGUUUCCUCAUCGCCAUAGGAAACACAGGAUUUCCCUGUAUGCUCCGGUUUAUCAUCUGGAUCGUUUCGCUCUUUACCACGUCGGGUAGCCCAAUUUGGGAGGAACUCCGAUUCUUGCUAGACCAUCCUCGACGAUGUUUCACACUGCUUUUCCCUAGAAAUGCGACUUGGUGGCUCUUUGGCAUUCUAGUCAUUCUCAACGCGGUGGACCUGAUUUUCUUCAUUAUUCUCGAUAUUAACGACCCUACAAUUACUCAAAUUCCGGCCGGCAUUCGUGUGGUCGAUGGUCUUUUCCAAGCAAUUUCCACUCGAACAGCCGGUUUUGGCGUUGUCAACAUUGCCGACCUCCACCCAGCUAUCCAGGUGUCGUACCUGAUCAUGAUGUAUAUUUCUGUCUUCCCGAUUGCUAUCUCAAUGCGACGCACGAAUGUCUACGAGGAAAAGAGUCUAGGGAUCUACGGCUCGCAAAGUGAUGAAGACGAAGAAGCCAAGGAGCCCAGUUACAUUGGCGCUCAUUUACGCCGGCAGCUAAGUUUCGACUUGUGGUACAUUUUUUUGGGGCUGUUUAUCAUUGCAAUCGUCGAAGGCACUCGAUUAGAAAACAAUGACGCAUCUUUCUCUCUAUUCGCGGUUCUUUUUGAAAUCGUAUCGGCAUACGGAACAGUCGGGUUGUCACUUGGAUAUCCUAAUACGAACACUUCGUUUUCUGCCCAAUUUCACGUGAUAUCAAAACUAGUUAUCAUCGCAAUGCAAAUUCGUGGUCGGCACCGUGGACUGCCUUAUACUCUCGACCGAGCCAUUCUCCUUCCGUCGGAAUCGCUCCAUGAGAAAGAACAGGCCGAUGCGGAGCGACGCCUACGUCGCCGCGCAUCCAACACCAGCAAUCUUUCAGCAGUCGGUGGUCAAGCUUCAGGCAUGUUUCGGGCCGAAACAGGGACCAAUAUCAAUGCGACUGAUAUAUCUGGAAAUACACCUCUACAUUGGGCUAUCGCAUCUGGAUUUGAAAACGUUGUCUUGAUAUUAAUUGAAAAGGGGGCCAAUAUUAAUGCAACCAAUGGACCUGGACACACGCCUCUAUUCUCGGCCGUCUACAGGAAUUUAGAAGCAAUGGUCUUGAUAUUAAUUGAAAAGGGGGCCAAUAUCAAUCAAACCGAUAAAUAUGGAAAGACACUUUUACACGAAGCUGUCAAAAGAAGAUUAGAAAAAUUUGUUCCGGUAUUGAUUGAAAAAGGGGCUGAUAUCAAUGCGACUGAUACACAUGGAAACACACCUCUGCACGAGGCUGCCAUAACAGGAUCAGAAAUGGCUGUUUUGGUUUUAAUUGAAAAGGGGGCUGAUAUCAAUGCGACUAAUCAAUAUGGAGAGACCUCCCUUCAUCGUGCCUUCGAAGAGGGUUUUUAUAAUGUGGCGGUUCAGCUUUGCGAUCAAGGGGCAAAUGUUCAAGUGGCUACCAUAUGGGGAAAGACGCCUCUCCACAUUGCUGCCAAGAAUGAUCCAGAGAGUGUAAGUCUGCUUAUUGAUAGAAAUGCAAUCGUCAAUGCGGUCGAUAAAUAUGGCCGAACCCCUCUACAUUUUGCCGUUGGUUCCAAAUCCCCGCUGGCUGCCAGAGAGCUUGUUCGAUGUGGUGCCAAUAUCACACUGAGAGAUAAAGACGGGAUGACACCAGUCCAUGAUGCCAAUAGCUUGAAAUCGAAAAGACUUGAUCUACUUGCCGCGUUGAGUGAUGAUCGGGCUGGAGCAAUCUCUUUUUUUCUAUGGGAUCCCCCAGAAGCAUUCGAGUCGUCUACUAACAGUAAGGAAGCAUUGGAUACCAUUACGAAUGCAAUAGCCUUGGUACGACAGGAGAAUCGUGUCGUAGCAACAACUUUGGGGGCUUUUGUUCAGAAUGAAUUUGGAUCCUGGGGCUUGUGGUUCUUGUUCUACAUUGCGUGUGCAUUUACUGGUGAUAACCGGACCUAUGAAAAUGAUGAUAUUUCCAUUGUGGCUCAGCCGACUUACAUCCAUGUCAGAUCAUCUAUAUUUCGUGACAGGAUUAAGGAACUUCUCAAAUGGAUUUGCCUAUCCUUUCGCAAGCCCAAAGACGGCAGCGUAAGCGUUUCCGGGGGAGAACUCUAUACCAACAUAUUUACUCUUCAGACAUUGCAACCCUUUGUUGUUGACACCUUUAAUAACUCAACUUGCUGGCAUGGGCUAUUUGAAUCAGCCGUGAUUGGGACAGACUCUGCUAUCAGUGCUGAACAGCCUAUAUCUGGUUGUCGGCUUGAUGUAUCAUUCGAUUUCAUGAUCCAGAUAUCGGCCGUGGAAUAUCCCCUUAUGAUUGAAAGAGGAAUUAUCCUGAUGGGAUACUCCACUGCGUUGGUUCCAGUCCGCAUGGUUGACGAUACGCAUGUGCUUUGGCACUUGGAGGUGGCAAAACACAAUUCCCAGCUAUCAAUAUCGGAGCUAGCAGCAAUACAGUCUUGUUGGCUACAAGUAGACAAUCUGGAUCAACUGCGUGCAAAGACGGCUCUGGUAGGCUGGUGUCCUGAAGCAACCGUCUUGUUAGGGACCGACAAACUGAGACCGAAUGCAACGUGGUCAAACGGAAAAGUGAAAAAGACUUCAUGGCACUGGUCUGGGGCAAAUCUACAGUUUCUUGCCCAGUCCGCAGCUCCGGCUCAGAUAGGCGCGCAACUUGGGCUAGCCAUGAGCCGAACAACAAAUAUGCUCAGGUUUAGUCCUUCGAAUAACUAUCUUAAAUGUCUCAAUAACAGUGCAACUGAGCAUGUUGUUCUCUAUGAUCUGGCUGCCGAACGUGCGUGGCUUGUCCCCCUGCUUAGCACAUUUCAUCACAUGCUGGCAAUCUAUUGGGAUACGAUCCCUACCGAAUCACGAUCCCCCACCCUUCCCUUAGCUACUCCUAGUGCUGAUGGGGCAUUAGCUUCUCUAAAUAUUCUCAAAGGGAGAAGCGAAUUUAUUGUUGAGAGAUCAGCCGACGAGAGCUCUACAAUACGGGAUUUAAUAAUGGGAUUUUCGGCUAAUUUCUCCAGGAUCUCAGUCCAUUCCCCUUUUCGGAGCGAGGUUUACGGCUAUGAACUGAUGGACAUCGUCGUUGACUCUCCAAUGGCAGAUCUCAGGCAGAAGAAGAUCAAGAAAGAGGGUCUUGGCUGGGCGCCUCUUCUUAGUCAGGUCCGCUGUCUGUUCUGUUCAGGGGUUGGGAAUGCUAUUAUCGGCGCGAAGGCGAUAGAUUUGGACUCGCCUUGCAAUGAACUGCCAUACGGCUCCAAUUUAAUGGCAGCCACAAUCCCCAGCAUCAGCGCAUUGGCACGGCGUUUUGGUAGUGAUUUUCAAGGUCCUUUAUGCCAAUUAUCAACCCUGCAUAUGUGGCAGUUGGCUGGUAAUCCCUUUACACGUUGCCAGCACAAAGUGAACAGCCACGAGACUUGUUGGCACACGAUGAAAUUUCUGCAAGAAAUUCAAUCAAUUAAAAAAACGAACCAUCCCAUUGAAGGCCCACAGAUAUCAACGCUGUCCAAGGACGGUGCGGUCGUUUUCGGACAGCAAAGGCGAGGAAGCAUUGUCAAAGAUUCAAAAUCCAUUAGUGUGCUUACCUACAAGUUCUAG
Molecule: messenger RNA, 7260 nt
Organism: Talaromyces rugulosus
Lineage: Eukaryota; Fungi; Ascomycota; Eurotiomycetes; Eurotiales; Trichocomaceae
Exons: 10
Coding region: 1-7260 (2419 amino acids)
Biological process (GO): intracellular potassium ion homeostasis; potassium ion import across plasma membrane
Cellular component (GO): plasma membrane
Molecular function (GO): high-affinity potassium ion transmembrane transporter activity; protein binding
Source: RefSeq, a predicted model, not a curated record